Caenorhabditis angaria is the source of this 967-nucleotide messenger RNA. Lineage: Eukaryota; Metazoa; Nematoda; Chromadorea; Rhabditida; Rhabditidae. The record is from the annotation of a GenBank genome assembly.
AUGCGCGAGUUUAUUAUUCUCGUAAUUUUUGCUUCAUUUUUAGUCGAUUUUACAAUAGAACAAGUUCAAAUCAAAUGCUAUAGUUGUAUUGCGCCAGUUGGAGUCACUGAUAUUACCACAGUUUGUAAUUCGAGUUUGUUUUGUAAGGGACAAUACUGUACCAAAGGACCAGAUGCACUUUGUAAGAAAAUAUCUAACAAUUUCCUGAAUUUAGAAAGUGAUCAUUCAAAUUUUCAGCAAAUGGUAUAAAACAUGGAUGUACUGACACACCUCCAUUGGACAGCGGUGGAACAAGUUUGUGAAAAAUUAAAAUUUCAAAUCGGGGGAAAUGAAACUAUCGUAAUCUAGACAAGAAGAAUACGUAAUGCUGCUGUUGCAGCUGAAAUUUGAACUAACUGUUUUCAGGCUAGAGAGCACUCAUUCAAAUCAGACUAGAUCAUAAGGUUUGGUUAGGAGAAAAUACUACAGAAUCCUAAAAAAAUUGAGUGAAAAACCUAAUUCUGAAAACAAUAUUUUUGAAUUUUUUUCCCUUGAAAAGUAACUUAUGAACUUUGUUAUUCCAUUUCAGAUUCUCAAGAAAAUAUUUUUCGACAAAAUACAGUAACCGUUGAGAUGUGAAGUUUCAGAAAAACGUUAUUGAAACUAAUUUAAGCUUAACUAAAUCUACAGUAUUUUUAAAAUACUAAAAGUUUUCAAAGACUUCAAUUUCCGAGAAAAAAUAUUUUUGCGUUAGAUUUUCCACAGAUUUUUUAUGAAAAUUUGGGAAUUUCACAUUUAGAAUUAGCUUUUUCCAAUAACCUAUUUUUUUCCAGAAUGCAAAUGGGUAACCACAAAAACCGGAAAACACGCAAACUGCUAUUGUAAAAACAUUGACUACUGCAACUCCUCCCGCCAAAACCCUCCACCAAUACCAAUCUUCAUAAUCACAAUCACCAUCUCAAUCAUUUUUCGACAAAUGUUUCGAUAA